AUGAUCCCAUCUGUGAUGGCCUUAAAAUGGUUCCUGAGCAGAGAUUCCCCAUCAGAUCAUGGUGUGGGCACCACAAAAGCCGAACUGCUGAGAGCUGUAACCCGGAGAUUUGAUGGGAUUGAAAACGAGCCCCUCUACACUUUGGCUACUCUAUUAGACCCAAGGUACAAGGAUCGAUGCUUUUCUGCAGAGUUGAAGGCACACACACGGGGGCUGCUGUUAGAUCUGCUGGCUACACAGAAGGGCCCUGAUGAAGGACAACAACCUGGAGACAACAACAACACAGAUGAGCCAGCUGAGAAGAUGCCACGACCUGGUUCCUUGUCAUCGAUGUUGGGUGAGAUCAUGCAAGAAGAAAGGCCACAGCAGGCCACUGCAGCAAUGUCUCAGUUGAAUCUCUAUCUGUCAGAGCCAGUCAUCUCUCGAGAUGCUGACCCACUGGCUUACUGGAGAGCCAAUCAGGAUCGCUUUUCUGCCCUCACCAUUGCUGCAAGAGCUUACCUGUCAGCACCCUGCACAAGUGUGGACAGUGAGCGCCUGUUCAGUGCUGCAUCCAACAUCCUGGAUGAUUGA
This is a messenger RNA of Epinephelus fuscoguttatus (brown-marbled grouper), 573 nucleotides long. Its product is annotated as zinc finger BED domain-containing protein 4-like. Gene Ontology annotation, molecular function: protein dimerization activity. Bases 1 to 573 code for a protein of 190 amino acids. The record is from RefSeq and is a predicted model, not a curated record. The transcript has 2 exons. NCBI's taxonomy places the organism in Eukaryota, Metazoa, Chordata, Actinopteri, Perciformes, Serranidae.